AUGCUAGGGAAUCAUAGCGAUACCAGUCGAGGACCCCAUGGUUCAACUAAAAAUAAUGGGACUAAAGCUGUACCACAUAAUCGCAGAGGUAGUGGAGAUAAUGUACCUAGAUCAAAUCAGGGAUGGAGGUUUAAGGAUCUUUUAAGAAUAACUUCUGGUGGAUCUACACAUAGUGGGAAUACUACCUCUACCAGUCCUGGUGGUGGAUUAAGUCCAAAUACAAAUGGUAGUGAUAGAUUCAGUAAUAAUGGAAUUAUUGAUUUAGAAUCAGCUGCUGGUCCAGCUUCAAAUGAAGAUCCUAAUAGUAUUUCAAUUAGCGGUUGCCGCUGUUGUGGAACAGUAUUAACAUACCCUUAUAAAUCUCAUAAAUUCCGAUGUUCAGUUUGUAAUUCCACUAAUGUUUUGGUUAGACCUUCAGGUCAACAAGGAGAUGAUAAAGAUGCAGAUAUUCAUCCUAUUUCCCGAUCCCAUAUUAGACAUUUGAUAGAGAAAUGUCUCCGUGAAGUUCCAGGCGAUGAUAAAGAUAAAUCUCGAUCACUUCAUGAGGUGUUUGAGCCAUUGUCUUCAUAUUUACAAACGGCAUUUCAAUCUACUACAGUAAUUAAUAAAUCAUUUAAAAUUCAUAAGAGUAGUAAUCGGUCACAUUAUCAUUCUUCAAAUAUUGAUAAGGAACAAAUUAAAGAAUGCUUUGACAUGCUUGUAAGAUUACCAACUAAACGACCAUUAUAUAAUGCUCUUAAUGGAGCAUCCCGAGCUCUUAAGAGAAUUUAUGUAUAUAAUGAUGAAGAUGAUGCACAGAAUUUAAGAUGGAUUUUAAUACUUUUAGAAAUUCCAUUUUUAUUUCGAUGUUUAUUAGAUAAUAAGGAUGAGAAUAAUAAAGAUAAACUGUCUAAUAUGGUAGAAGUUCCUGAAAUAAAAGCUUUAAGUUAUGAUAUUAUAAAGAGAUCCCUUGGAAUAUUGGCUAAUUCAGAAACUCCUAAAUCAACCAGUUAUUUAGCAAGUUGGCUUUCUAAACUUGAACAAGAAGAGUUUAUUAGAAAAAUAGAUUUACUAAAUCUUUACAUUAAUUUUCAUCUUAAGAAAUAUUUUUAUAUUGCCAAUAAUCCUCAAUUAAUAAGAAAGAAACCGACUGGUCGUAUUUCUAUAGAUAGACGUCAUGAUCAUCCAACUGAUAGAGAAUAUCAAGAAAGUACUAAUAUUAAGGAUGAAAUAAAUGAACUUAAUCAAACUGAAGGUACAUUCUAUCCAACAGGACGUCUUGAUUUACCGCAACCACAAAUACCUUUAAAGCCCAAUAAUAAUAGAGUUAAUCAAGAAACAAAGAUUAAAAUCCAUCAAUAUGGUCAUGAUUGGCAUAUAAAGACGGCAGGAAGGGUUAUGGCUAUUUUUAUUAAGGCAAAUAGUAUAAGAAAACCAGCAGUACCUAUUAGUACAUUCUAUAAUUCAUUAGUGGAUUUUGUAAAUAUUAAAUUGGAUUUUGAUUCUUGGCAGAGUCAUAAGAAGUUUCAUUCAUCAUCUAAUACCAAUGCAAAUGCAAAUGCAAAUGCAACUUCAGAAGCGGAAUUACAAAGUGUAAUUGAUUAUAUUCAUGGAACGGUUAGUCUGAAUAUGAUUAAUGAAAAUGCAUCUUAUUACUUUUGUAAUUUUCCAUUUUUAGUAUCUUUAGGUAGUAAAAUAUCAGUAUUGGAAUAUGAAGCUAGACGACAAAUGGAAAGAAAAGCUGAAGAAGCAUUUAUAACAUCUUUAGAUAAGAGAAUAGCUCUUGAUAUUUAUUUUAAAGUUAAAGUUAGACGAGAAUUCAUAGUCCAAGAUUCUUUACAAUGUAUUAAAUAUAAUUCCAAUAAUCUAAAGAAGAGUUUAAAAGUUCAAUUCAUUAAUGAACCGGGAGUGGAUGUUGGAGGUUUAAAGAAAGAAUGGUUUUUAUUAUUGACUAAAGAAAUGUUUAAUCCUCAUACUAGAAUGUUAUAUAAUGUGGAAGAUUCUAAUUUAUUGUGGUUUAAUAUUAAACCAAUUGAGAAUUUCGAGAUGUACUAUUUAUUUGGUGCUAUAUUAGGUUUAGCCAUAUAUAAUUCUACAAUUUUAGAUCUUCAAUUCCCCAUUGCAUUGUAUAAACUUUUAUUAAGAAUUCCUAUAGGAAUAAGUGAUUAUCAACAAUUAUUCCCAUCUUCAUAUAGAAAUAUGAUGAAAUUAAAGGAAUUGAAUGAUGAAGCAUUGGAGGAACUUGAUAUUACAUUUGAAGUAACUUAUAAAGAUGUAUUUGAUAAAUCAUAUACUGAAGAAUUAAUACCUAAAGGUAGUCAAACAAAGGUUUCUAAAGUGAAUCUUGAUUUGUUUAUUCAGAAGUAUUGUGAUUUCUAUAUGAAAACCAGUAUUUCUCGACAAAUCGAAUCAUUGGUAGAAGGAUUUUCCAGUAUAGUUGGAGGUAAUUGGUUAUCAUUAAUCCUGCCAGAAGAGAUUCAAUUAUUACUAUGUGGAAGUAAUGAAGGUAGUAUUGAUGUGGCCGUACUACAAUCUGUGACUAAAUAUAGUGGAUUCACUAUAACCACAGAAGCAUCAGAAACCAAUUUAGUUAAAUGGUUCUGGGAAUUAUUUAAUGAAAUGGAUACUAAGGAAAGAAAGAGAUUAUUAUUAUUUGUGACGGGAUCAGAUAGAAUUCCUGCCACUGGGAUUCAGAAUUUAAAUUUUAAAAUUAGUUUAUUAGGCCAUGGUAAUGAUAGUAAUCGAUUACCCAUUGCUCAUACAUGUUUUAAUGAAUUGGCUUUAUACAAUUACAAUACUAAAUUGAAGUUACUGGAUAAAUUAACGACGGCCAUCUAUGAGACUUCUGUAAGAUCUUUAUCUACCACUACCUCAGCAUUAUCUAGUUACCAACAUCCAGAUUAUUCUACUUAUUUAAACAGUAAGGGUCAAGAUGGGGCUAGAAAUAUCUCCUAUUUCAUGGUUGGUUCUUUAGGUUUAUUAUCUGCUGCUGGUGCUAAAUCUACUGUAGAAGCUUUCCUUUCAUCAUUUGCUGCUUCUGCUGAUGUCUUAGCUAUGGCUAAAGUCGAAGUUAAAUUGGGUGCUAUCCCAGAAGGUAAAAAUGUCAUUAUUAAAUGGCAAGGUAAACCAGUUUUCAUCAGACACAGAACUCCAGAUGAAAUUGAAGAAGCUAAUCAAGUUGAUAUUAAAUCUUUAAGAGAUCCACAAAAUGAUGCUGAUAGAGUUAUAAAGCCAGAAUGGUUAGUCAUGUUGGGUAUUUGUACUCACUUGGGUUGUGUCCCUAUCGGUGAAGCUGGUGAUUUCGGUGGUUGGUUCUGUCCUUGUCACGGUUCCCAUUAUGAUAUCUCUGGUAGAAUUAGAAGAGGUCCAGCUCCAUUAAACUUGGAAAUUCCAGCUUACGAUUUCACCGAUGAUCAAACUUUAUUAGUCGGUUAA
Messenger RNA from Scheffersomyces amazonensis, 3414 nucleotides. Its product is annotated as ubiquitin-protein ligase. The record is from RefSeq and is a predicted model, not a curated record. Gene Ontology annotation, cellular component: membrane. The transcript is spliced from 2 exons. Bases 1 to 3414 code for a protein of 1137 amino acids. Gene Ontology annotation, molecular function: ubiquitin protein ligase activity; quinol-cytochrome-c reductase activity; 2 iron, 2 sulfur cluster binding. Gene Ontology annotation, biological process: protein polyubiquitination. Lineage: Eukaryota; Fungi; Ascomycota; Pichiomycetes; Serinales; Debaryomycetaceae.